Triticum aestivum (bread wheat) is the source of this 532-nucleotide messenger RNA. RefSeq lists its product as uncharacterized. The record is from RefSeq and is a predicted model, not a curated record. NCBI's taxonomy places the organism in Eukaryota, Viridiplantae, Streptophyta, Magnoliopsida, Poales, Poaceae.
GCCCGCCUCGCGCCCGUCUGCUCCUCCCGCCCCCUCUCCUCUUCCUCCCGCGUCCUGCCUCACCUCUCUCUCUCUCUCUCUCCCUCCAAACCCUAACCCGCCGCUGUCCAGGUCCAGCCCCACGCCGCCGUCGUCUUCUUUGCCCAGCCGGCCGCUGCCGCACCGCAUGCUCGUGUGCAGGGGCGAGAAGGGGAACCACCGCCCGCCUCCGGAGCGCGAGAGGUGAGGCAGCGCCCGGAUCCACGGCGGCAUCGACGCGCCGUCGUCGACCUGAGCCGCCAUGGUCUCACCCUGCUGUGCUCCUUCCCCUCCACGGCUCCUAGCUCGGCUUCUCUCUUCUCCACGGACGGACCUCCCUCACCAGGCAACAACAAGCCAUCUCAAGAGAGUGGAUUCUCAAGUCACCCCAUCUCAAGGGGCAAGGUGGCGUCGGUUGAGGUCCCAUCAAAUUCGGUCACUACGCCGAAUCUGCUGCAGUGGUCGUCGAUCUGCUGUUAUGGUCGUUGAUUUACAGAUUCGUCCAGUGUUGUUG